Molecule: messenger RNA, 1902 nt
Organism: Hydractinia symbiolongicarpus
Lineage: Eukaryota; Metazoa; Cnidaria; Hydrozoa; Anthoathecata; Hydractiniidae
Exons: 5
Coding region: 678-1892 (404 amino acids)
Source: RefSeq, a predicted model, not a curated record
ACAAACCCUUGAAAAUAAAAUCUCUAAAAACUUAGGGAUAUUAUAUAAGGCUAAACAAUGCGUGUACCCAAAGGGCCAUCCAAUUUCUCGUUGAUAAAACUUGGUUUUUGGCACAGAAAAUGUCAAUAUCCUUAUCUAUUUAACAAUUAGCUCACCUUAGUGUUUCCAAUUUUGAAUUUCCAUUCGGGUGAAAUCGAAUUUUGGAAUUUUGGAUUUUUUUCAAUUUUGGAUUUUCAAUUUUUCAAUUUCGAAUUUUGAAUUUUCAUUUUUUUUUUUAAUUUUUAAAUUUUUUAAUUUUGGAUUUUGGAUUUUUUUUUUUAAUUUUUAGAUUGGAUUUUUUCAAAUUUGAAUUUUGGAUUUCUUCAAUUUAAAGUUUCAAUUCCUGACUACUAUGUUUUUCAAUUUUGGGAGUUUUAUUAUUUUUUAAUUUCACGCGUUACACAGGUCACCUGUUUAGAUUUCCUACAUUUUUUUGUCUAGUCACCACUAAGGGGGGUUGUCGCGCAUGUUAGUUCAUUCACUUAUUUUCACUCUUUCAGACAAUAGUCUAGAGAAAAGUUCAGACUAACAAAUUUUUCUUGUCUACCCACCACGAAGGAGGGUGUUGCGCAUGUAAGUCCGUAACCUUAUUCGCAAGUGUGUCUUUUUUCACUCGUUCCUCUACUCUUUGAUACACAAUGGAAAAAGUAUCGAUGGAAUAUUCAUCGCAACCUUUGAAUGAUAAAAAAACACACAAAGAGAUCAGCGAUAUUUUUAAGUCCAUGUACCCUGGAGUAAGAGGGUUAAGCGAAAGAUCAGUGAAGAGAUUUUGCAGUAAACAUAACAUGACUUCGCGGAAGUCACAAGAAGAGAUAAACAGAUUGACAGCAUCAGCAGUAAGAGAGGUUGGACCCACGUACGGACGAAAAAUGAUGACGGGCUACAUCAGACAAAAACACAAUUUGAAUGUAAGUCAAAAACGUGUUGCCAAAGCAUUGACAAUUGUCUCACCAGCAAAUCAAGAAAGGAGGAGGACGGAAACCGAGCGGUUGCUGAAUCCAGUGCCAUAUCAGGCGGAUUACUUUGGUCAUAAGCUACAUAUUGACCAGAACGAAAAGGUGGCAAUGUAUGGAGUAACUCAUGUUGUAGCUAUAGAUGGACAUACCCGGUAUGUUACGGCAGGAACAACAAUGGCAAUUAAAAACAACUUUAAAAUACAUGAAAAUAUAUACAUAAAAACCUUGGUAACAUACGGAAUACCUGAUCAACUGCGAGUUGAUUGCGGUAGAGAAUUUUAUUUAAUCCUUGGAAUGCAAGAGCAUUUAGCAAUGCUUCGUGGAAAUCAAGCAAUAGAAUGUUAUCGACAAACAGAAUCCAAGCAGAACCUCCCUAUUGAAAGAUUUUGGGUGGAGGUAAACUGUCGUGUAAAUUAUCCUUUAAAAACAGUUCUUGUAUUUAUGGAAAAUGAAGAGAUCAUAGAUAUGUCAAACGACUGCGUAAAAUUUUGUGUAUCAUUUGUUUCUUGCUUGGUAGCGAGUUAUGGUCUUAAGAUUGUUAUUUCUUCGUGGAAUAAUCACCCUAUUCCAGGCAGAGGCGUGCCGUCAGUAAUUAAAACCAGAAGUAAUGGGAUCGUACCAUUGAUGGCAGAAGUUGUACCAAAUGGAGUAGGAGCUAAAUUACUUUACAUGCAGUGGUACCCUGAAUCGAGGAUUGUCAGUGAUAGCGUGUUUGGAGUCGAUCCACUUUUCAAUUCACCAAGCCUUUUAUCAGAAAGAAUGCGAGAGUUUGAAAGCCGCUAUAGUAUUUCUGACCUUUUUGGAUCUCUAGCGAAUGAAACAAUUGACAAUUUCCGAGAAGCUCUUCUGUAUUUUAUUAACUUAACACGUACAUUACAACUAAGGAUUACAUUAUAACUGUGAAAAA